This is a messenger RNA of Phodopus roborovskii (desert hamster), 3526 nucleotides long. It is a transcript of the gene Fem1a, whose product is annotated as fem-1 homolog A. The record is from RefSeq and is a predicted model, not a curated record. Lineage: Eukaryota; Metazoa; Chordata; Mammalia; Rodentia; Cricetidae. Gene Ontology annotation, molecular function: protein binding. The coding region runs from base 325 to 2289 and encodes 654 amino acids. The transcript has a single exon.
AGGGUCGCACUGACCAUUGGCCUUGCUUGGUAAAAAUUGGCGUCCUUCCAUCGGUACUUCCUUACCACUUUGCCCACAGUUCCCAGAGGCUCUCCCUAUACCUUUCGGGAAAUGUAGUUUUUCUCCUCUCUGCGCUAAUACCGGUAUCUUCUGGAGAGUGCUUGCUCCUCACAGGACUCCAUUUCCCAGCAUGCUUGCGCCCUCACCCCGUCGCGGAGGCCAUUUUGUUCCGCCCGGAGGCCGCUAAGAUGGCGGCAAGGGAGAAGGUGAAGGUUGUCUCUGGCGAUAGGCGGCCCGGCUAGAGCCGGCAGCGUGGUGUCCAGCAUGGAUUUGCACACAGCCGUGUAUAAUGCGGCGCACGACGGCAAGCUGCAGUUGCUGCAGAAGCUGCUGGGUGGCCGUGGGCGGGAGGAGCUGGACGAGCUGCUGGGUGAGGUGGCGGGCGGCGGCACGCCGCUUCUAAUAGCAGCACGCCGCGGACAUUUGGACGUGGUGGAGUACCUGGUGGAUCACUGCGGCGCCAGCGUUGAGGCGGGCGGCUCGGUGCACUUCGAUGGUGAGACCAUCGAGGGCGCUCCGCCGCUCUGGGCCGCGUCGGCAGCAGGCCACCUGUCCGUGGUGCGGAGCCUCCUGCGCCGAGGCGCCUCGGUCAACCGCACUACGCGCACCAACUCAACGCCGCUGCGAGCCGCCUGCUUCGAUGGCCACCUGGACGUGGUGCGCUACCUGGUGGGCGAGCACAAGGCUGACCUGGAGGUAGCCAAUCGCCACGGCCACACGUGCCUCAUGAUCUCGUGCUACAAGGGCCACCGUGAGAUCGCACGCUACCUGCUGGAGCGCGGGGCGCAGGUGAACCGGCGCAGCGCCAAGGGCAACACGGCGCUGCACGACUGUGCAGAGUCUGGCAGCCUGGAGAUCCUACAGCUGCUGCUGGGCUGUCACGCGCGCAUGGAGCGAGAUGGCUAUGGCAUGACCCCGCUGCUGGCUGCCAGUGUCACCGGGCACACCAACAUUGUGGAGUACCUCAUCCAGGAGCAGCCCAGCCACGGGCAUCUCUCAGGGGCUGAGCUGUCCCGGGAAGGCUCCACUCAGGGGUCAUGCAGUAUCUGUUCCACCCGGGAGGAAGCAGAACCUUAUGAGAGCUGCUGCCCCACCAGCCGGGAAGCGGCCGUGGAGGCUUUGGAGCUGCUGGGAGCCACCUACGUGGAUAAGAAAAGGGAUCUGCUUGGAGCCCUGAAGCAUUGGAGAAGGGCAAUGGAACUCCGUCACCAGGGUGGGGACUACCUCCCCAAGCCUCAGCCCCAACAGCUGGUUCUGGCCUACGACUAUUCCAGGGAGGUGACCACGCCCCAAGAACUGGAGGCCCUCAUCACAGAUCCUGAUGAGAUGCGGAUGCAGGCUCUGCUGAUACGGGAGAGGAUCCUGGGCCCCUCGCACCCCGACACUUCAUACUACAUAAGGUACCGAGGUGCUGUCUAUGCGGACUCUGGAAAUUUCGAGCGCUGUAUCCGUCUGUGGAAGUAUGCCUUGGACAUGCAACAGAGCAACCUGGAGCCCCUGAGCCCCAUGACUGCCAGCAGCUUCCUGUCAUUUGCAGAGCUCUUCUCAUAUGUGCUGCAGGACUGCUCAGCUAAGGGCAACCUGGGCAUGCAGCUCGGUUUCCCCGACCUCAUGGGUGUGCUCAGCAAAGGGGUGCGGGAAGUGGAGCGGGCUCUGCAGCUGCCCAAGGAACCGGGUGACUCUGCACAGUUCACCAAAGCCAUUGCCAUCAUCCUCCACCUGCUGUAUCUGCUGGAGAAGGUGGAGUGCACCCCUAGCCAGGAACAUCUUAAGCACCAGACAGUCUACCGCUUGCUCAAGUGUGCCCCACGCGGCAAGAACGGCUUCACUCCAUUACAUAUGGCAGUGGACAAGGAGACCACCAAUGUGGGCCGCUACCGCGUGGGUGUCUUCCCCUCACUGCACGUGGUCAAGGUGCUGCUGGACUGCGGGGCUGACCCUGACAGCCGGGACUUCGACAACAAUACUCCACUGCACAUCGCUGCCCAAAACAACUGCCCUGCCAUCAUGGAUGCACUCAUUGAAGCUGGGGCCCACAUGGAUGCCACCAAUGCCUUCAAGAAGACAGCCUAUGAGCUGCUGGACUCAAAGUUAUUGGCCAAGAGCACCGUACAACCCUUCAACUAUGUGACACUGCAAUGCCUGGCUGCCCGCGCCCUAGACAGGAACAAGGUCCCUUAUAAGGGCUUCAUCCCAGAGGAGCUGGAGGCCUUCAUCCAGCUACACUGAGCCUGAUUCAGUCACCAGCGUGCACUUUGGCCUUCUCCAAGCAAAAGCAUUCUGUCUUCUUUGCCUACUGGCAGUGAGGGUCAAUGGAGUAGGUUGGUUCUAGAAGCCUUCAGGGUCACAUAGUAGCAAGAUGGUUUUUCUCUGUGACAAAGCAAAAGGGUGCCGGGACCUCCCCAGUGGCAUCUGUCUGGGUCUGGAGCCCUCUGCUCUAUCACCCAGCCUGGAGCUAGCUUUUCCGGAGUCCUGUGCACCCAACACUGUCAAGAUGGGGUCAGAAGUCAUUGGCUCCUUCCUGCAGUGGGCACCUGCCCUAGCACCUGCCACCUAGAAGUUUGCGGUUGGUUUGUUAUUUACUUAGCAAGUGGGCAGCAGUUUGUAGCCCACAUUCUGAUGUUUUUGCUCUGUCUUUUUUCCUUGGUUUCUGUGUGUUGGACUCACUAAUGACUUAGUUUGAAGUUGCCAGAACUUUGUGGUGGCCACAGUUGAGAGCAGCAUGAGCUAGUGUGUAACUAGCGUCCUGGGAAGCCUCCUCACUCGUGUGCUGGUUACAGAAAGAACUGUCCCCAAGAAGGGCCAGAGCAAGUGACCGGAACAGCCAGUAGACAACACUGCCUCCAGCCACACCCUGCUUGGAUUGACAUUGUUCCCAACUUCAGGCUGCAGCUGUGAGGACUGGCAGGCAGGUGGUCCAGCUGCCAGGUUCAUACCCAUGCCACACUUGUCCUGUUUCCCCUUCUCUGAGGACCUGACCCCAGGUCUUCAUGAGUUCAUAUUCCCAGUAACAGAUAGGAGUAGGCUUCUCCUAUUAAGAUAGGUGAAGGUGGGGAGCUGCCAGCCAGGCUGCCAUGGGGCCACAUGGGGCCCUGAGUGCAGCCCCAGCACCAAAAACUACCUGAAUAGCACCAACCUGUGACUCCACCAGCUCUUGUCCCAGUCACUUAUAGUGAGUGGGAUUAAAACUGGAUCACACCAAGGCAGGAGGUGGGAAGGUGCAAAAGGAGAAAGUCUAAUGUAGAGAGGCCAGUCCCUCCCUUGGCCAUUGAAGCCACAUAAGCCGUCCCGUGAGGACAUCAGUGUGCGAUUGCAGUGUUUGGUUAUUCUCUGUACAAAACAAGCCUUAGGCCUUAUUGGGCAGAGCCUUACUGCCCCACCCUGCUGAACGAAGCUCAGGGCAAACUCGGACCCCUGUGAGUUUUGGCACUUAUAUUUAUGCAUUAAAUGCAGGUAUGUGAAGAAA